Messenger RNA from Pistacia vera, 702 nucleotides. RefSeq lists its product as uncharacterized. The record is from RefSeq and is a predicted model, not a curated record. Gene Ontology annotation, cellular component: chloroplast. The transcript has 5 exons. Bases 1 to 597 code for a protein of 198 amino acids. Gene Ontology annotation, molecular function: acyltransferase activity, transferring groups other than amino-acyl groups. NCBI's taxonomy places the organism in Eukaryota, Viridiplantae, Streptophyta, Magnoliopsida, Sapindales, Anacardiaceae.
AUGUUUUCUGGGAAGAUCUUUGGUGACAAGAAAGUUGCCCAACAAUUCCAGGAUCAUAAAAGAUGCUUGGCCGAGCGUGAGUUUGAAGCAUUAAAGGAACGGGUUGCAGGGAAGAGGACAGGGUUUACAAGAGUUUCCUGCAUAAAUGCUACUCUUCCUUUGUCACAGCUGUCAAGCGUCUCAGAAGAUUUAUGUGCUGCAUGUAAGUUUAGUGAUGAUGGAGAAGAUCGAGUAGUAGUUGGGACCCUUGAUCUUAAUCAGUGUCUUAGACUUCCUGAUGAAAUUACAGGAAAGAAACCUGAGGGGAUUGGAGCUGAUUUUGCAAGAGCAUACCUGAGCAAUGUAUGUGUAGCUAAGGAACUUCAAAGAAAUGGUUUAGGUUAUGAACUUAUUGCAAAGUCAAAGAUAGUGGCUCGGGAAUGGGGCAUAACUGAUCUGUAUGUCCAUGUCGCUGUGAACAAUGAACCAGCUAAGAAAUUAUACAUGAAGAGUGGUUUUGUCUUUGAAAACGAUGAGCCUGCAUGGCAAGCCAGGUUUCUAGACCGGCCUCGGAGGCUUCUACUCUGGUUGGGUCUCUCGGGCACGCAUGAUUUGUGAUGUUAUAUCCAUCUCCUCUCCCAAAUGCUUCACUGCUGAUUUGUUUGUACAUGUUUAUAGUUUCUGAAUCUUCUUUAUAUUCAAAAUGUAUAAAGCUACUCUGAA